Messenger RNA from Canis lupus familiaris (dog), 1717 nucleotides. RefSeq names its product butyrophilin subfamily 1 member A1-like. The coding region runs from base 78 to 935 and encodes 285 amino acids. The transcript is spliced from 10 exons. Gene Ontology annotation, molecular function: protein binding. NCBI's taxonomy places the organism in Eukaryota, Metazoa, Chordata, Mammalia, Carnivora, Canidae. The record is from RefSeq and is a predicted model, not a curated record.
GCCAACACAGCUCAGAAUAGAGUUGGGAAUUUCCUUUAGAUUACAAUUGAACGACCUGAAAAGAACUCCUUCCUGAAAUGGUGACUCAGCAAAUAGGUCAAGAUACAAAUUUAUGUAUGAAUAAUGAGACACAAAAUAAGUUCCACCCUGGAGUAGAUACAAACUUCAAUUGCCUCUUACUCCUAGAGACCUUCAUCAUUAUUAUUUCUCUGUUCAUAAAGGAAUAUCGUGAUAGUGGAGCAAGGAGGGAAGAAACUAAGCAAAAGACAGAACUUGAGAAAAGUAAUGGAGCACUUCUGGAAGAAAUUGGGGAACUUCAUGGAAAAAUUGCUAGGAGGAAGGCUCAAUACAAGUUCGACUGGAGGAAGGCACAAUUAUAUGCUGAUUGGAGGAAAGAAUUGUUCCAGGCUGUAAAUGUGACCCUGGAUGCAGCCACUGCCCAUCCUUCCCUCCUCCUGUCUGAAGACAGGAGACAAGUAACCUGGCAAGAAGAACAUCAAGAUCUACCUAGCUCCACCCAGAGAUUCCACUCCUAUCCCUGUGUGCUGGGUCAACUGCACAUCAGCUCUGGGAGAGCCCACUGGGAAGUUAAGGUCGAGGGUGCACUUUCCUGGGACCUGGGAAUUUGUAUAGAUAAUGUAACAAGGAAGGGGAGCAUCACAGUGUCCCCACAGAAUGGUUUCUGGGCCAUCAGGCUCUAUAAGGGAGAGUACUGGGCCCUCACCUCCCCAGAAACCUGUCUUACUAUAAGAGAAAAGCCCCUCAGUGUGGGGAUAUUCCUGGAUUAUGAUGCUGGAGAUGUAUCCUACUAUAAUAUGACAGAUGGAUCCCACAUUUUCUCCUUUACCCAGAUAACAUUCAGUCGUGCUAUAAGACCACUUUUCAGGCUUUGGUCUCCCGACUCAGGUUCCCUAACCAUCUGUCCAUGGAGGUAAUGUUUAAUUCAUUUAUGAGAAUUAUAUGAGAAAUAUAUGAGAAACGAUUAUUUUUGGCCCCAGUGAUGAUUAUAAUUCUCUCCCAAGGAGAUGCUAAUUGAUGCUUAAUUGUAAAUUACUGGAAAUAGAAAGAUUUUAGUUAAAGCUCAUAACUUACUACUUUGACCUUCUGAAGUAAAUGAUAAAAUCCAAGACGAUAGAUUUUUAAAGCUAUUUUGGAAAGUCCUACCAAUUAAUAGCUAAAUUAAAGUUUGUUAAAGGCAAAGAAUUAGAAAUAAUUUGAAUUGCAAAUGAUUAUACCCAAGGAGAUGCUAAUUGAUAUUUUCCUUCAUCUUACUGAUCCAUUGUUAUGAUUGUCUGAGACACAGACUGUGAUUGCCCCUCAUAUCAAUUCUCCCUUCUUCCAGUUAUAGAUGUUUUCAUACAAUUACCUUGACCUAUGACAUCCCCAUAUGAACAUUAGAUUUUUUUACCUUCACUUGCUGCAUGUGACUAAUUGAUGGCUGGUGUGUUAUAAACUAAUUAUUCUGUAUGAUUCCUGGAAUGUAUCCUUAAAAGAAAAUUGUAUUCUUCUUUUCUUCUUUACAUUUUCUUCUAACUGGAAUGUGUUAUGAUGAAUGGAACUGAAAGAACAUUUGUGACUAUGUAAUAUGACAUGAAUGGCAGAGAAAUUAGAAUAGACUUGGGUUUUGGGCUUCUUUAUGGACCUACUCCAUUAUGUAACUUCAGAAUUCUUUUCUGUGUAAAAUAAACUUUUAUAUCUUUAAGACAUUUAUAUAUUG